UGAUGCACUUUUGGUAAUGUUAAUUUGAUGCACUUUUGGUAAUGUUAAUUUGAUGUACUUUUGGUAAUGUUAAUUUGAUGUACUCUUGUCAUUUUCAUUUUCAUUACCCUCCACCACCAACCCUGACAUUACUCUCAACCACCAGCCCCAACCACUCUUCUACCAUCCACCAGUACACCUUAAAUGUUUUGACCGCACGCCUGAGCUAUAAAUAUCUGUUGUGUCUUGCCUCUUCUUCUUACUCUUCAUUCCUCAUCUUCCUGUCUAUUGUGUCUUGCCUCUUCUUAUUACUCCUCUUUCUACACGAUGGAACAAGACCCAAAUCCAUUCCUCCGCCAUUGCAAAGGUCAAAGCAACAACUCUGGCAGCUCUCGUCCUCUCAUUCCUGGCCCGGCUGGCGCCAUCCAGGCUGCCAUGUAUGCCCGUAGAUCCACCCCUAACACACCACUCAUUCCGACCCAGGAAAUCGUGAGGCGUGUGCUAGAUCAUGGAUCAACCGAAACCGAUCCUGAUUUCAACUCACAUGCUUGGCUAUCAGCCCUGCAAGAGUGGGGAAUAGCCACUCCGCUGGGCUCUCUGACAGCGAACGUUGAGAGGGUGGAGAAUGUUGUUGCUGUUAUCAAAUCUUGCACUCCCAAUGGGUUUGGAGAUGCGAAAGUUACCCUCAAGGACCCCACGGGUGCUGUUGAUGCUAGCAUCCACCGCAAGGCAUUUACUCACAGUGAAUUUGCGAAUGACAUAACUGUUGGAUCUGUUCUCGUUCUCCAAAAGGUCUGAAACCUAAACAUGAAACUUGCUUCAUUUUUUGGACAGUUAAGCAUGGUUUAAUUAAAGUAUACAUUUCACAUGCAG
Molecule: messenger RNA, 852 nt
Organism: Lotus japonicus
Lineage: Eukaryota; Viridiplantae; Streptophyta; Magnoliopsida; Fabales; Fabaceae
Exons: 2
Coding region: 307-777 (156 amino acids)
Biological process (GO): recombinational repair
Source: RefSeq, a predicted model, not a curated record